AUGGCCGACGUUUCCGCUGAUGUCGAGAAAGCCGUAGCUCUUGUCAAGAGGCUGGCCAAGAAGGAGGGACAGCCCGUAGGGGAGCGGCACCUGGCGCAGAGGGAGCUGCAGCAGUGCAGCGGCCUGUUCUUCACGUUUGCGGGCGCCGUGCUGACAGUGGAGGGCGGCAGCGGCUUCGUGAUCGCCAAGCAGGGCCUGCAGGGCGGCACCUGGUCUGCGCCCCUGUUCAUCACGGUGUUUGCGGGCGGCGUGGGCCUGUCCCUGGGCUACAGCCAGAUCGACUCUGUGAUUGUACUGGACACUGAGGCGGCCGUGAAGCGGUACGCCGCCGCCCAGAACGACCUGGCGACCGACGUCGCGGCGGUGGGGCCCCUGAGCCACGUGGCGGGCCAGGACAGCGUGUCUCUGCUGACCCUCAGCGAGGAGACCUUCCCCUACUCGGUGUCCUCGGGCGCGCUGGUGGACCUGUCCUACAAGGGCAUGCGGUACCAGCUGGAUUCCUCCAAGAACAAGCAGCUGUACGGAGACCUGAGCGCCGAGGCCAUUCUGGGCAGCGACUCCACGCCCCCUCCGGCCUUCAGCGCGCUGUACGACCUGCUCAACAGCUACCUUACCACCGGCGUCAUGCCCGCCUGA
Chlorella variabilis is the source of this 636-nucleotide messenger RNA. RefSeq lists its product as hypothetical. NCBI's taxonomy places the organism in Eukaryota, Viridiplantae, Chlorophyta, Trebouxiophyceae, Chlorellales, Chlorellaceae. Gene Ontology annotation, molecular function: phosphatidylinositol binding. Bases 1 to 636 code for a protein of 211 amino acids. The transcript has 9 exons. The record is from RefSeq and is a predicted model, not a curated record.